Messenger RNA from Huiozyma naganishii CBS 8797, 966 nucleotides. It is a transcript of the gene IZH4, whose product is annotated as Izh4p. The coding region runs from base 1 to 966 and encodes 321 amino acids. The record is from RefSeq and is a predicted model, not a curated record. The transcript has a single exon. Lineage: Eukaryota; Fungi; Ascomycota; Saccharomycetes; Saccharomycetales; Saccharomycetaceae.
AUGGCUCCGCAGAGCCGCAGCCACUGCAACCAACUGGCACACACACUUGCUGUGCAGAACGCACUGAUCACAAGAGCACAAGGGCUCAACAACUCAACACACAAACCGGAAAAACCCGCCAACAACAAGACGGCCACCGCCAUCACCAGCAUCAACAUAUAUAUAUAUAAACACAUACACGUACGUACACGCAAGCAUGGUACGACUUACAAGAACCCUCGCAGGCCACCGAUGAGCAAACUUCAGGUCCAAGUUUCAGUACAUGCGCAAGGACAUCGCAGCGAGCUGUGGUGGACAGGGAGUGUCACCGCGGUGUAUUUCGUUCUGCUCGUGUUCUUCACGGACGUGUACCUCGUGCCCCGACACGUCUCGACGACGAUGACGGACUACGUCCUGCUGAACGUGUUCCUGGCGACCGCGUUCCAAUGUGCAGCGUGCCACAUGGUGCAGUGUUUUACGACGACGGCAGGCAGUGUUCUUUCCACUAUCACGAUGUUGAACCAUUGGGCUUGUUCAGCAGUGACGUUGCUGUACUACUCGUACUACGAUAACGUGUUCUACUUCAAGUUGCUUGCGCUGUUCACGGCGAACUGGACGCUGGUCGUCGCUGCCGUGACAGUGACAUCGACAGCGUCCAACUCCCCGAAGCGGCAGUGGUGGUCUCGCCGCACUCUGUUGCUGGUUUACGUCGUAGUGCUCGUCAGCGUGCCCCUAGUGGUCGGGCUGUUACGGUUUGGUACUGCGAAAGUACUUCGCAGACUGGACUGGAGGUUAUUGCUGGCGGAACUGGCAGUAUACCUCAUCUCAGGUGUUUUCUACGGUGGAACAGAGAAGGACACACUUCCGAAACUCCCCUUCUACGUUGCGUUCCACACGGCGUCACUGAUCCACCUACAGCUACUACUCAACGCAUUCCAUCUCAUGCGCGCCGGAACCAACAAACCAACACUCGUCAGCUUCAAGUGA